Punica granatum (pomegranate) is the source of this 1482-nucleotide messenger RNA. Lineage: Eukaryota; Viridiplantae; Streptophyta; Magnoliopsida; Myrtales; Lythraceae. The record is from RefSeq and is a predicted model, not a curated record.
UGAGAGUGAUCUAUGUAUUUGCAUCGUCAUCAGCAGCAGCCAUCUGCUCUGCUGAGCCGGGACAGUGAUAGUUAAUAUCUCCGAACAACGCUUCUCUUCCUCAGUCAAACCCCAUCAAGAAAUGGAUCUGACUCUCGCCAUCCUUCCCGCUCUCGUCCCCUCCUGGACCUCUGUUGCUAUACUGGGGACAUUCUUCACUUACUUGGCGGUUGUCGGAUCCAUAUUGCCCGGGAAGGUUGUUCCCGGGGCGGUUCUGCAGGAUGGGACCCGACUCCAUUAUCGUUGCAACGGGCUUUUAUCACUUCUUUUGCUGGUCGGGCUGCUCGGUCUUGGUUCUUGGAUGAAUUUCAUCAAACCCACCAUAAUUGCAGAUAGAGGGCUUGAGCUACUGUCAGCAACAUUUAUUUUCAGCGUCCUUGUGACAUUACUCCUCUAUGCUGCUGGUCUUAAGUCGGCUAAUCAGAGUUCCUCUCUAAAGCCCCAUGUGUCGGGAAACUUUGUUCAUGACUGGUGGUUCGGGAUACAACUAAACCCAAAAUUCAUGGGAAUAGACCUCAAAUUUUUCUUUGUACGAGCUGGAAUGAUGGGGUGGCUGCUUAUCAACCUAUCAGUUUUAGGAAGAAGUAUAUUAGAAGCUAAUCUUAACCAAUCGACGAUCCUCUAUCAGCUGUUCUGUGCACUAUACAUCAUGGACUACUUCAUCUAUGAGGAGUAUAUGACCUCCACAUGGGAUAUCAUUGCAGAGAGAUUGGGGUUUAUGCUGGUCUUUGGAGAUCUUGUGUGGAUCCCUUUCACCUUUAGCAUUCAGGGCUGGUGGCUUUUGAAGAACAAGGUAGAGCUAACAACAGCUGCUAUCAUAGCAAAUUGUCUCGUAUUUCUCCUUGGGUAUGUGGUUUUUCGAGGAGCUAACAAGCAAAAGCACGUGUUCAAGAAGAACCCGAAAGCUCAUAUAUGGGGUCAGCCUCCAAAGGUUAUCGGUGGGAAGUUGCUAGCUUCUGGUUAUUGGGGGAUAGCAAGGCACUGUAAUUACCUUGGAGACCUAUUGCUGGCACUCUCCUUCAGUUUGCCUUGCGGAAUAAGUUCACCGGUGCCGUACUUCUAUCCCAUAUAUCUUCUCAUCCUACUGAUAUGGAGAGAAAGAAGAGACGAAGCUCGCUGUGCAGAGAAAUACCGGGAAAUAUGGGCCGAGUAUCGAAAAUUUGUCCCUUGGAGGAUAUUGCCUUAUGUCUAUUAGCAGCAGUUUGAAGAAUUAAUUUUAUCCGAUAAGCACUUGACCCUGUAACUUCAUCAAGAAUCGCAAGUUGCCGGAAAUGUGGCGCUUCUUGUUUGUAUGCUAGCUUUUUUUGGUCAAACUUUGUCAUAUUUUCUUUGACAGAAAAAUUAUCAUCUUUCUAUUCGCUGAUCGUUCGGCUGUUAUUCAUGUUACUUUACUUUUGAUAUCGACCUUGAGCUUAUUGGCUUAUGAAGGCAGGUAUUUGCGUU